Molecule: messenger RNA, 4601 nt
Organism: Myxocyprinus asiaticus (Chinese sucker)
Lineage: Eukaryota; Metazoa; Chordata; Actinopteri; Cypriniformes; Catostomidae
Product: partitioning defective 6 homolog alpha-like
Exons: 3
Coding region: 145-1332 (395 amino acids)
Biological process (GO): centrosome cycle; regulation of cellular localization; establishment or maintenance of cell polarity
Cellular component (GO): apical plasma membrane; cell cortex; nucleus
Molecular function (GO): protein kinase C binding
Source: RefSeq, a predicted model, not a curated record
CGUGGCUGUGUGAAGCAGCAGUAUUGCGGAUCGCGUCUGUCAGCCCACUCAUGCUGCGUACACGAUCAACUGACCCAGUGGCUGCUCACUCCUGUGUUUAAGGGCACUCUUGUGUGAAACUGCCCGUGGGAAUACACUGCAAACAUGUCACGGCAUCAUCACCAGAGGACGCCGCUGAAAAACGAGGAGAGCGUCGUGGAGGUGAAGAGCAAAUUUGAGGCGGAGUACCGAAGGUUUGCCCUGAAGAGGAACGGAGCUGGGGGCUUCCAGGAGUUCUACCAACUGUUGCAGACCAUCCAUAGGAUCCCCGGAGUGGACGUGCUGCUGGGGUAUGCCGACAUCCAUGGAGAUCUACUUCCAAUCAACAACGAUGACAACUUUCACAAAGCACUGUCCUCGGCCAAUCCACUGCUUCGAAUUAUUAUCCAAAAGAGAGAUGUGGAUGACCCCACACCCUUCCCCACAGGGUCUCUUCAGAGAAGAAAAAAGGGCCUAGCAGGUCUGCGUCAAUCCCAACAGAAGUCUAAACCGGCGCUGCUCAUCGGCCUUCCACAGGAUUUCCGACAGAUCUCUUCUAUCAUCGAUGUGGACAUCUUGCCCGAUACACAUCUUCGUGUCCGUUUGCACAAGGACGGCACCCACAAACCCCUGGGCUUUUACAUCCGUGAUGGCGUCAGCGUUCGCAUUACAGCCCAAGGGGUAGAGAAGGUUCCGGGCGUUUUCAUUUCACGCCUCGUGAAGGGCGGUUUGGCCGAGACCACAGGAUUACUGGGAGUUAACGAUGAGAUUCUUGAGGUGAAUGGUAUCGAUGUGGCAGGGAAGUCACUGGACCAGGUGACUGAUAUGAUGGUCGCAAACAGCCACAACCUCAUUGUGACGGUGAAACCUGUCAAUCAGCGCAACAACACCAUGCAUUGCGCGGGCAAAACCACAGCCGGCAACAGUUCUGCUGGCUCGGGAGGGUCUGCCUUCUCUCAUGACUCUGCCCCCAGUCCCGCCUCACACAAUCCCAGCCCGUACAGCAACAGCAACAGUGUGGCUGAAGGAGAUAGUGAUGACGAUACUGAUCUCAUCAUAGAAAAUGACAAUUUGCUUACAUACAUGCCACACCGCAUGACUAAUGGCAAUGUCAGCCAUGGUAACGCCCUGUCAUCGGGCUCAUUUACACACAGGCCUCUCCCGCAAAGUGUUUCCUUGCCCAGUAGCAGCUCUUUGUCAGACAGCAAGGCCUCUUUAAGCUCCCUAACCACACCGACUCACAAUGGCAGCCCCACCAAGAUGAGUAGCAGCCAAGAAAGCAUGAGAGAGGAUGGAAACUUCAUUACAUUGUGAGCAAGUGCGCUACAGUAUGCUUUACACUGCAACGUCUGAUCUUGAGAGUAGGAGUCGGUAUGACACGUUUAUGCACAUUUAUAAGAACAUGAAGGACUAUUAUAUUAUUAUUAACUAUAAUUUUUUUGCCAUUACUGUCACAAAACAACAAACUGUUCAUAAUAAUUUCUGUGAAUGAGGACCUUCAACCCAGAAUUACACGUUGCACAAUCUAGCUGGUUUCUAAGGGUGCAUUACACACUCCGAGGGGCUUCAGCAUGUGGCUGUCAUCAUAUGGAAGUGCCUUACGGCUCUCCAUUCCUUGCGCCUUAGUUUUAAAAAAAUUAUUAUUAUUAUUAUUUUUAUCUGUUGCCAGGACAUAUUCAUCUCACCUGUGAAACUCUAUUUAUGGUACUUCAUUGGACAGUCGAUCUGCUCACAAACACUGCGAAUGAAGUGCGCUAGCUACUACUGGGAUGCCUGACGUUAUCGCUUGCACAUCUCAGAGGGCGUGAGAGAAAUGAAUCGCCUCUGUGAAAGUGCUGCGUCUCUUACUGUGGAUUCAUCUCACUUUUUAUGAUGCCUCUUGCAAUGAUGACGAUAAUGAUUAAUGAUGAUAAUGGUGAUGAGGUGCAGAAAAAUCUUAAGUGUUAAAACUGAUCUGAUCAGUGUUGAUUAUGUUAGAUUACUCAUCUCGCCUGAUACUAAUACAUAUACUGCCCACAGUGUCUGUUACUCAAGAUGGCCCAAGAAAUCUGCUCUAAAUGUUGAUUUUGAAGUGUUUGUGAAUCAUGUUUUGGUAACACUUUACAAUGAGGUUCCAUUUGUUAACAUAAGUUAACAAUAUUAGUUAACGAACUAACGAUGAACAAUUGUAUUUUUAUUAACUAACAUUAACUACAAUUAAUAAAUGCUGUAAAAAAAUAUUUUGUUCACAGUUUGUUAAUGAUACUUAACGCAUUAACUAAUGUUAAUGAAUGGAUCCUUAUUGUAACAUGUUACCCGUGUUUUUAAUAUCUAUAAACUCCAUGUGUCUAUCAUGAGUCUGAUAUGGUUAGUACCUGAGAAAGAAAGAAGUGUAACAUUAAGAUGACCCAGCCUUUGUAAACUGGCCUUCCAAGUAUGCCAACAUUGAAACAUGUUUUCACUUUCAGCUUGUUCAGAUGCUACUGUACUUAUCAUCUUAACACUCACAAGUUCCUUUGAUUUUUGCAUUAACAUAAUUAUGAUUUCAUAAAAAGCACACACACAGUUUGAAAAUAUUGGCUGUUUUCAUACACAUGGAUGGUUUAAAAUGAGUGGCCUCUUUUUGGUCUGUUCCCUUUCUCCUAUAGUGUUGCAUUAAGACUGUAACAUGGUUUGAACCACUGGAUUAAUGUUGUCAUGUCUUGCACAGGGUCUCUGUUUUUGAAGGCAGUUAACCAAUUUUUCCUCCCUCAGUUUUUUUUUUCAUUUUCUCUCCAGAAAAAUAGGAAUCUAUAUAUUUAACUGGCACCAGUGCGGUGUAAUUUCAGAAAGACUUGACCUCUCAUUGACUCAGUCUGUCUAUUCUCCUAUGUGCUCUGUUUUUUUGUGAGAGAAAAAAAAUAGGAAAUUCCUUUCAUGUUUGGAAAGGCCAGAAUUCUGCACAUUGGGACCUUUUUCACACAGUCCACUCCUGAUGGCCAAAGCUGUGAGGCUUUCUUAGCCACGGUGAGUGUGUGCGUACUUGUGUGCUCAGUCAUAUUUUUAAAGUAUAAUCUUACAGAAACAGUACUAAGGUAGACACUGUCAGACUCCGAGCCAAAUAUUGGCUUCUUUAAUGUCCAACAGAUUUGAGCACUGAGCAACCUGUUUUCCUGUAAUGGUUUCCAAGGUGAAUCCUUGUUUAGACUUUGGAGAUACUUGCCGCAGGACUUCCAAGGCUUCAUAAGAUGUCUAUCAAACCAUGAGUGAUAGAUGGUGGAAAGACUUCGAAAGACAAAAAAUACCCCUUACUGUGGAUCUGUUGAACUCUUUCAUUGCAGUUGCUUCUUAUCAGCUGGGCUGAACAACCAUGAUUAUACAUGGAGUAAAUCAAAUUAAGAAGAUAGUUACUAAUAUAUUUGUUUAGUUUUUGGUAGCACUUUACAAUAAGGUUGUGUACAUUAACAGUUAAUGCAACAAAACCUUUACAGCAUUUAUUAAUCUUGGUUAAUGUUAAUUUCUAUGUAUGCUGUUGCAUUUAACAUUAGAAGUUGUUAACCUUAACAUUAUGUAUUAGAGCUAACGUGAACUACCAAUGAACAAUAGUAUAUUUUAAAAUUAACAUUAACCAAGGUUAUUAAUUUUGUAAAAAUAUUGUUCAUGGUUCAUGACACCUAAUGCAUUGUCAACGUGUUGAGCGUUAUUGUAAAGUGUUGCCAGUUUUUCUUUUCCACCAUCCUGAGUGUUUGGAAGGAUAUGUACAGUUUUAAAGAUGUGGUUAGGAGCAGGUGCCAGCAAAAUCAAUCAGGAGGCCAGUAUUUAAAUAUCAUAAUUGAUAGGUGUGAUUCAAGGUUUAGGCUCAUCUGCUGUGCAUUAUCUGGUUUAACUUGAUUAGUAUAACAAAUGAGGUGUUAUUUUGCCACAAAAGUGACAUUUAUCAAGGUAGCCUUUGGUCUGAGAAAGAAGGUAGUUUAUUUGAAUAUGUAUAGACUUAACAUCUGCACAACAUGCAGACAGUGACCCAUUGCUUAUGGUUUUAACAGCAACACUGUCAGGAGGACAAGUCAAACAGAGUUAUUUAAUACGUAUAGCAAGGGACAUAUAGAAACGUGAAUCGUCAAGUUGUUUUGGUGACUAUAUUUAAUAUCUGUUUUAUUGUUUUGUGGAGGGAGUAGAGCGAGAUGUGCCGGUCUGGAUUUGCUGAGAGAAAUAUUAAGAGAUAUUUGGCAUAUAAAGUGUUUUGAACUAGUACACACUGUAGAACAGCACACUUUCAGAGUACCAAUAAUACUCACAUGAGCAUUAUUUUUAUUAUGUAUAAAAAGAAAUAUGAAACGGACACUUUUGUAUACUAGGAGCCCUUUUUAUUUAAAAAAAACAACAACAAAAAAACAUUUUAUAUGUGUGUAAAAUAUGGAAAGUAUUUUUCUUAUUCUUGUACUUUUGUAUGUAUAUUAGAAUUCUGGAGAGGAGGUUUCUAUUUCUUUUCAGUAUCACAAACAAAACUCAAAUCUUUAGAAGCUUGUGUUUUUAUUAUAAUCAAAUGGGUCAAGGUGUACAAUACUGUGAAUGUUAUAUGAUGAUUAUAAAAUGUUCUAUCAAGAUAAUAAAAGUAUUCAAAUUGA